This is a messenger RNA of Myxocyprinus asiaticus (Chinese sucker), 1376 nucleotides long. RefSeq names its product REC114 meiotic recombination protein (gene rec114). The record is from RefSeq and is a predicted model, not a curated record. Lineage: Eukaryota; Metazoa; Chordata; Actinopteri; Cypriniformes; Catostomidae. The transcript is spliced from 6 exons. Bases 35 to 781 code for a protein of 248 amino acids.
CACACACAAAAAAAAAAAAGUAGUAAAAGCGAAAAUGGAAAGACAGAGCUUAGAUACAGAAACUUCGAAAGCCGUGACCAUUUCAAACCACGUUUGGAAGCUAAAACGCUACGGUCGUUUUAUUCCCAAAACAAAAUCUAAAGCCUCAGGGAACGGCUCCGCGUGGAAGAUUUUUGAGUCCUGUGAAAAGUCUGGCCAGCUGGAGUUGAAUAUUUUGGGCUCUGGUCAUCUGCUUGUAUCUCAAGGCCAUGAAGUCUUGGAGGGCUUUUCUCUACUCAAUGCACAAAGCUUUUUGAAAAUUCAGCACAAAACAGACAGUCUGCUGUUCAACAUUACAGUAAAGGGAGAGAACCGUCUGAUCAGACUGCAGUUUGAUGGGAGCAGUCGGGCUGAAGCCACAGGUUUUUGCAGUAAAGUAGUAGAGAGGUUGCAGAUUUAUGUACCUGUGCAGGAGCACACGGUAACACCUUCCCCUGCUGCUACAUCAGCCUCUGCUGCUCCAACCAAUUCUGCAGAACCUGGAACCUCUAAACAACAGCAGCAGGCCUCUGAAGAUGCUGCACGGGCAGCCCCUGCUGUUGCCAUGGGAUCAUUGUCAAUCAAACACCUUUCUCAGCACUUCCUGGGUGAGCACGAGCUGUCCCUGCCGAUGGCGUAUCAUCAGUCCAUGCUGCCCCCUGGAGACCUGGAGGCUCUAUUGCGCCUCUGUCUGCUUGAUUCUGGCUUUCCUGCUUUCGUUGAGGAAGUGGAAAACAAGCUAAAGGAGCUAAUCCAGGACUGAGGAAGAGCAGGGCUUGCAAAAUCCAUAAUUACACCCAUGCUGAUUCCUCGAUAGAUGUUUGAAAUGGCAUAACUGAUCCUUUGCUAAGCCCUGCCUCCUUUCUAUACAGAACGUCCCAUAAGAUUGAAUUUGAGAUCUCAAUGAACAGUGUGAUUUUUGGUACAAUGUGCUCAAUUGAUAUUAUUCUAAGUGGGCUGGAAUGAAGUGUAACAUUGCAAAGCAUCUUCUUUCAUUUGCGAUUUUCUUUACAGAAAUGUUUAAAAUAUGCAGUAACGUGAUUAAAAACUCUGGAGACUGCAAUUCAGAAUUAAUGCAAUCGCAGCCAACUGAUAUAAGAAAUCAUUUUAUAGUGAUUACAACUUAUAUUAUUAAAGGGAACAGAACUGUUGGUUAUACUACCGUAACUUAUAACAUCCUCAUGUUGUUCUCGUGUGACUUUCUUUCUUCCAUGGAACACAAAAAGAGAUGUUAUGCAGAAUGUAAGAGACUGUCUCAAUAGCCAUUCACUUUCAUUGCAUCUUUUCCCAUGAAAGUGAAUGGUGACUGUCUGAUGCUGUCAGUCUUUAAAAUUCUGCCUUACUUCUCCUUAUGUGUU